Messenger RNA from Cladocopium goreaui, 1392 nucleotides. The record is from the annotation of a GenBank genome assembly. NCBI's taxonomy places the organism in Eukaryota, Dinophyceae, Suessiales, Symbiodiniaceae.
AUGAGAGAUGGUGCGCGACGCCAUGGGUGUGGUGCAAUUUGGUGCAUGCUCCUCGCCUGCGGUGUGGGGUGCUUUGUUGCACCGCCACGUGUGGGGUUGCACCAAGUGAGCCCGCAACGAUGCCGAGCAUGCCUCCGCGUGUCGCUGAAGAAUGUGAGCUUCUGGGAAGUUGCCACCACAGUAGCCAAUGCAGCCAAUAGUACGACAGGUUCAUACCUCAAAGAGGUCAACCGUACAGCCACAGCGUUUCUGCAGAGAAGAGAUGCAGUAGAUCGCGAUGAUGCUAUUGCCAACCUCUGCGAACAGAUGCAAAUAAAAGGUAGACUCUGUCUGGUGCUUGGGGGUAAAAACUUGGGCAAGACAUUGCUCAAGGAAAAGGCUAUUGCUGGAUGCAAGGAAAAAGUGAACAUCCUUUCAGUCAACAUGCGGGAGGCAGACAUGUCUGGCAAGGAUCUGAUGACAGCACUCAACUUGCAACGUCAGAAAUCCCUUGGGUGGGCACGUCUCUUGGUGGAGAUGUUGGGCGCAGGCAUCCGAUUCCCUGUCGACUACGCCCUGAAGAGGACUGGUGGAUUCAGUGAGGCUGGAGCGGCGGCUAAGGAAGUGUUGGAUGUCGCAAUAUCACAUCAUCAAAUCAGCAUCGACAACUUUAUCACCCGAAGCAGGAAGAAGAUCCCGAGCAUCAUCAUCGAUGAAGCAAACGCGGCACUACCAGGUAGUGAUGGAAGCGUUGCAGCUAGAUCAGCUCUGCGAACCAUCACGAGGUGGACCAAGGAGACAAGUCAAGCAAGUGUGAUCAUGGUAUCCUCAGAGCUUGGCUAUCCGUUUCGUCUGCUAGCAAACGGCUUAGACUUGAGCACCAUUGGACAAAUCAUGGUCAUUGGGGAAGUACCAGAGGUUGACAUGCUAAAGAUGCUGAAAGAUGAUUGGGGCAUGGGCGAAGACUUGGCAGAGAUGUUCUACAACUACUUUGGCGGCGACAUUUACACCACCAAGCAGGCUUUGGAGAGCCUCAUUCGCAAGGGGGCUGACUUCGACCCCUUUGCAGUUAUGCAAUGUCCCGGGCUGCCUUCCUGUGUGGAAAAUGCAUCGGCGAGGGCUCACCUCGAGAACAUUGCCAAGCAGGGCUUCUCUUUGGUGAAGAAUGUAAAGACAGACGAAGGUGCUAAAAUGAUUGCGGAUGAAAACGUGGGCGGAGUCAUCAACAAGGGUGCCAUCACCUUCGGUUUACCCACCAUCUUCACUGGCACAAACAAAAAAUGGGCUGUCAUCCCAUCGUCCUACCACAUGAAGCUGCUGAUUGCCCAUGAGCUCCAGAACAUUCCUUUGCCAACAGGUGACACUGGGACUGCACCACCAGCUGUUUGGGUGAGACAAAUCCGCAAGGUGUAG